UUCCCUCUCUCCCUCCUGUCUUCCUUCCCUCCCUCCUUCAUCCCUCUCUUCCCUCCCUCCCUCAUCCCUCCUCUCUUCCCUCUCUCCCUCCUGUCUUCCUUCCCUCCCUCCCUGUGUCAGUCACAGUCAUGUGAUGUUUCUCUUCCUUCCCUCUAGUUUUAUCUGAACACUGUUCACAUUUCGUUCUCUGUCGACUCUGUUGUUGUCAAUAAAGCUUGAGUGGAUUGAAAGUAAUCCGUCAGAUUAGCAGCGUGUCCAGUCUGUUAAUCUGUUGGUUGCCGACAUGUUGACUAGGAGGAACUCGCUGCUGCUGUCAGUGCUGCUGUGCGUGUCGGUGGUCUCGACCUUCGUGGAGGAGCUCGAUGACUCCUUCCUGGAGGCGAGAGGGGAGAAUGACAUCUGGCUCAUUGAAUUCUACGCCCCCUGGUGUUCUUUCUGUAAACAGCUGGAACCUGUUUGGCAUCAGAUCGGAUCAGAACUGAAGAGUCUCGGUUCUCCGGUGAACGUUGGCAAAUCAGACGCCACCGCCAACACAGGUUUGGCCAAAGAGUUCAAGGUCAGAGGUUAUCCAGCCAUCCUAAUGUGGAAGAAAAAUAUGAAAUAUGUUUAUUCAGGACGAAGAAGCAAAGACGGAAUCAUGGAGUUUACAGAGCGAGUGGCAGGGCCGACGGUUCGAUCUCUAAAUUCUCUGCAGCUUUUCCAACACGUUAUGAAGCGACAUGAUGUCAUGUUCGUUUAUGUAGGAGCCACAUCACAGCUGAAGGGAAACUUCACGUCUGCAGCUGAACUUCUCAUCGUUCACAACUUCUUCUUCUCUGCUGCCAGAGAUGUCCUGCCAAAGGAUGUCUCUGUGGCGUCUCUUCCCACUGUCGUGCUGUUUAAAGACAGAACAUAUUUCAUCUACAACGAGGAGGGAGACGGUGACCUGAUGUCGUGCAUCAACAGAGAACGUUUCCCAAACUACUGCAAGAUGGAUAGUUACCGUCUGUACGCCACGGGGGAGUCAGGUAAACUGGUGGUGUUGUUGCUGGUGGAGGAGAACGAGCAGAGUGAGCAGAGUGUGAGGUACAGAGGUCUUCUGGAGGACGUGGCCUCACAACACAGACACAUCUACAGCAGAAACUUCUACUUUGGAUUCAUGGACGACAGCGACUACCUCACAGGACUGAUGAUGGGAGACGUGGUCGUUCCGUCCUUUGUCGUUGUUAAUUUGUCCAACGAUGGCUUCUUCCUGCCGCGAGGCUCCGUGGACACAGAAAAGCAACUGCUGGACUUCCUGAACGGGGUUCUAGAUGGAAGCAUCCAGUGUCAGGGAGGAAACGGGGUCGUCCAACGUGUCGGACGCCUCAUCCAUGAAACAAAACUCCUGCUAACCCCAGGUUCCGUUGCUCGGCUGCUUCCUGGUCGGCUUCCUGCUCGCCAUUGUGGUCUUCUUCUGUUACCUCUGCUGUAAAGCUCGACGCACCACGAGCGAUGAGGAUGAUGAUGACGCACCGGUGACGCCGUCACUGCAGCGCCACAAGAAGUCGGACUGAGGAGGACGUGAAGAGGAGCACUGAGCAGAACCAGGAAAGAAAGUAGUCAUAUGACCUGUGUCUGUCAAAUGAAAUAAAACCGUCAUAAUGAUCUAAAGAAAAA
Molecule: messenger RNA, 1638 nt
Organism: Scophthalmus maximus (turbot)
Lineage: Eukaryota; Metazoa; Chordata; Actinopteri; Pleuronectiformes; Scophthalmidae
Product: protein disulfide-isomerase TMX3-like
Exons: 16
Coding region: 284-1453 (389 amino acids)
Biological process (GO): peptidyl-cysteine oxidation
Cellular component (GO): endoplasmic reticulum
Molecular function (GO): protein disulfide isomerase activity
Source: RefSeq, a predicted model, not a curated record